UAUUUAUUUCGCGCCCAACCGCAAAUUUCAAUCACUCUAUAUAAACUUGUGGAUGUCACACUUUAACUCAGUUUAAUUCCUUACAACAAUGCAUGUCACAACGUGUGCACUCAGUGCCUUUAUUCUACUAUUGGUCGCCAUCGCCUUACCCACUACCUUGGGUAAGCGUCGCUUAGCCUCAGCGGACAAUUCAAAUGAGCAACGCGCCUUGCUGGGCGUGCGUCAACAGCCACUAGUAUAUCCUCAGCCACAAUGUAUUUGUUCACCUGGACCGCCGGGUCCCGCCGGACCACCCGGUCAGGCAGGCCUACAAGGUAAUCGCGGGGACAAGGGAGACGAAGGCUUGCCCGGACCAGUGGGACCGCCAGGACCAACUGGACAACGUGGUUUGCCCGGUAGACCAGGUAUUCAAGGUCCAAUAGGACCACCUGGUCGACGCGGUAGACGCGGUUUCCCUGGCGAACGUGGACCUGCUGGACCAAUUGGUCCUGCGGGACCAGCAGGACCACCUGGGCCUCCUGCAGCAGCUGCUGGAGGUCGUUCCUUGGAUAUGCGUGUUGGCGAUAUGCAUGCUGCUUUGCCGGAAUAUGACAUAAAUGUAGAGGUCGGGGACGAAGAUAUUGAUGAUGAUGAAGAGGAAGAUUACACUUAUGGUAGAAAGUGAACAUUGAAAUGAAAUGGAAACGUUAUUGAUUAGCUACUUUGGAAAUUUAUGAAUAAAAUAUUUUGAGAAUAUGCA
This is a messenger RNA of Zeugodacus cucurbitae (melon fly), 739 nucleotides long. RefSeq names its product cuticle collagen 1-like. Bases 89 to 664 code for a protein of 191 amino acids. The transcript is spliced from 2 exons. The record is from RefSeq and is a predicted model, not a curated record. Lineage: Eukaryota; Metazoa; Arthropoda; Insecta; Diptera; Tephritidae.